CGGCGGCGUCCGAAGAUGGCGGAGGAGGCCGUGGGCGGCGGCGGGAGCCGGCGCGGGGCGGGGGAGCGGGAGCGGGAGCGGGACGAGGAGGGGGCGGUGGCGGAGCGGGGCCCGGGCGCGGCCUAUCACAUGUUCGUGCUGAUGGAGGAGCUGCUGGACAAGCUGAAGCUGCUGAGCUACGAGGAGGAGGCGCUGCGGCGACACAACAUGCGGCCGCUCUCCAGGCACUACUUUGCACUACCCACUAAUCCUGGUGAGCAAUUCUUUAUGUUUUGCACACUUGCUGCCUGGCUGAUCACUAAAGCGGGACAUCCCUUCGAACAGCCACAAGAAUACGAUGACCCCAAUGCAACAAUAUCCAAUAUACUCUCAGAAUUGCGAUCAUUUGGAAGGUCUGUGGAUUUCCCUCCCUCAAAAUUAAAGGCAGGUUACGGAGAGCAAGCAUGCUAUGUUCUUGAUUGUUUAGCUGAAGAAGCCUUGAAAUACUCUGGCUUUAGCUGGAAAAGGCCAGCAUAUCCAACAGAAGAGCUAGAAGAAGAAGAAGUAACAGAAGAUGAUGCAGAAUUAAUGUUUAAUAAACUGGAAGAGAGUGCUGUGGAAGAAGAGUCGGACAAUGAAGAAAAUUUUAUUGACCUGAAUGUUCUAAAGGCACAAACAUACAGAUCGGACAUGAAUGAUUCUGCAAAGCAUGAAGAGAUUUUACAGUCCACGACAGAUGCAGCAGAGUGGAAUCUGGAAGUGGAACGUGUGCUUCCACAGCUGAAAGUUACAGUCAGGACUGACAAUAAGGACUGGAGGAUUCAUCUAGAUCAAAUGCAUCAGCAUAAGGAUGGAAUUGAAUCUUCUCUGAAAGAAACUAGGGGUUACCUUGACAAACUCCAUAAUGAAAUCAGCAGAACACUGGAAAAGAUCAAUAGCAGGGAAAAGUACAUCAACAAUCAGUUGGAGCACUUGGUUCAAGAGUACUGUUCAGCACAAGCCUUGCUGAGUGAGGCUAAAGAGAAGUACCAGGAGGGAAGUGGAGGAGUAACUCAAAGGAUUAGAGUGCUUUCUGAGAUUACAGAAGUAUUAGAGAGAGUAAAGCAGGAAACGGAAGAGAAAGGAAGCAGUAUGACUGAUGGUGCUCCUCUAGUGAAGAUUAAACAGGCCUUAACAAAACUGAAGCAAGAAACCAUUCAGAUGGACAUACAAAUUGGUGUAAUGGAAAACACAUUACUCCAGUCAAAGCUGAAAGAAAAAAUCCAAUAUGACUAGAGAUAUGCAUACAACAGUGAUCACAAUCUUUACCACCUCUCUUGACACGCUGUAACUUUUAUGCCUAAAGCCUCAGGACUCAGGAUGGAUUUGCUUAUCCCUUUGUCUGGAGGAGAGACACCUUUGUGUUGCAGCUUUCAAAACCCCUUGUAUUUCAACCACCUUCUUCUGCAGAGAAAUUUCCUUCUUAUUUGCAUCUUGAAGAGCUGUGUUCAUACCUAGAGUUUCAAAGCAGUUUAACGUGGCCUUUAUCAAGCAUAAGGUUUGCCUAGGAGGAGGAUACCUUUCAUUUGUGAGAAAAGAUGUCCUGUCCAGGGGUGGAAGAAAAGGGAGAAACGUGAGAAGAUACGGCUGCAAGAUGUAGCCUUUAGAAAGCGAUAAUAUUCCUUGUAGGACCCAGAUAUUUGUCCUGUGGCCACGUAUUGUGGGGUGUCUCUGAAAAGCUGAAGUUGCCAUUCCUGAUUUUAGCAAAGUGACCCCAACACUUCACAAAUACAGCAAUGAACAGGGCCCAUAGCAUACAGAAGGAUCUGUCACUGCACAACAGUAAACUAAGUCUGCAUCUGAGAAGAAACAUGGCAUUUAUUUUUUAGUUACUCAGAACAAAAACUACCAGUUUAUCAGAGUGAGGGGACCUUCUGACAAGCAGGAGAUAAAGCUUUGCUGUGAUGCAGAAAAUGCAACAACAGUAAAGGCCUAUAUGAAGUCUUUUUAUGACACUCCAUUUUAUAUUUCAUGCCAGAGAAUGCUGAGACCUCCUUUUCACUGUCUUAAGUGUGCUAGCUCCAUUAUACCGCUCCCGAUCUUUAAACCAUGCUUUGGAAAAUGUAUCCUUUAUCACACUUCUGUGAUCGACUAUGCUUUACUCAGUGCCAUAAUUGUUUACAACACGCCACAGUCUUCCACUGGAUGAAAACACAUUUAUUACAGACAAUGGUGCCAGUGCUGAUCUGUUCUUAUUGGCCUUUUGGAAAAAAAAAAAAAGACAAAAAGGCAUCUGUUUUCAGCGGCUGGUCAGGUUAGUGUUGGAAGUCACUUCUUGGUGCUUUUCACCCUGUGUUGGAAUCCAGCUGCCAGCGCUCCAGGUCCCCGUUCAUUCAGGACUGCCUCCCUAGAGGUGGUGUCCUGGGGGACUCAGUUUGAGGCUAAUUCUAGCACUGACCUCGCCUUUCACAAGCUGUGCAAACAAGUUUUCACACUGAGUCAUUAGAGCCCUAGAAAUGGUUUAUACAGUUAAAAAAGCCAAGUGUGUCAAAAUGAGUCAUAUUUUUCAAGUGACGAUUGCUAUUUUGAGUAGCUGUUUUGCAUUACACUUACCAGGACACCCGGGAACCAACAGUAAGCUUUGCUGCUGAUCUCCCUUCCCACAACAUGAACCACUAGGGCAGUUUUAUCACUCAUAUCACUGAGCUGCACCUUGUGUUUCCCCAGAAAUCAUAUUCUUGGGCAUAAACAUGACUCUGUCAUGGGGCAAUUGCUGCAUGUUUCUACAAAAAAUUUCUUCAGGCAAAGAAGAUCAUUGCUCUUAGCAGCCAGCCCGAAUCACAGACUGCAGACCCAGCGUCUCUGCCUUGGAGAAAGCUGAAAAUGGAACUGAGACCCCAUGGGCAUCUGCAGUGAUAUCGGCGUGCAGAGUGAAGAAAGGCAAGGUUAAGGACAUGGUAGUUGUGAUCACUCCCAUGGAGGAUGGACUUGGAGGACAAAAGGUGCUGAACAUGAGGAAACAAUUGGACAUGAGAAGCAAUCCCAGAAUCAGGAACAAGAGGCUGGAGAGCAGCCCUGUGGAGAUCUGGGGAUUCUGGUUGACAGCAAGUUGAACACGAGUCAACAGUGUGUCCUGGCAGCCAAGAGGGCCACCCGUGUCCUGGGUGCAUCCAGCACAGCACUGCCAGCCGGGCGAGGGAGGUGAUUGUCCCACUCUGCUCUGCACUGGUGCGGCCUCACCUGGAGCACCGUGUGCAGUUCUGGGCAACACAGGAUAAAAAGGACAUAAAGCUACUGGAGUGUCCAGAAGAGUGACGCAAAUUUGGUGAAGGGUUUGGAGAGGAAGCCGCAUGAGGAGCAGCUGAAGUCACUUGGUUUGUUCAGCCUGGAGGAGACUGAGAGGAGACCUCACGGUGGCUACAGCUUCCUCACAAGGUGGGGGAGGAGGGGCAAACGCUGAUCUCUUCUCUUUAGUGACCAAUGACAGAACCCAAGGGAAUUGCAGGAAGAUGUGCCAGGGGAGGUUUAGGUUGGACAUUAGGAAAAGGUUCUUCCCCCAAAGGGUGGUGGAGCACUGGAACAGGCUCCCCAGGGAGGUGUCACGGCCCCAAGCCUGACAGUGUUCAAGAAGAGACUGGACAAGGCCCUCAGACACAUGGUGUGAACUGUGGGGUUGUCCUGGGAGACAGUUAAAAGGUUAGGUGAGGACGGAUGCUAAGCUGCUUCAAGAAACAGAUACACAAGCAAAGGAAACUGUAAACGGAAGGAGGGGGGAGGAGGAGGAAGGCCAAGCCCAGUAUGCUGACUAUGUUGGCAUAAUGCUGGUUUUUGCACAGACCUUCUUUGUUAGCAGCUCUUCCAGUUUUGAACUCUGAAUAGCUGGAGCUGUUCCAGCUGUUACGCGGGAAGAUAUUACAUUAUCUGCUGCAGCCACAAAGAAACAGUUAAGCGCAGUGUCAACUGCUGCAGGAGUACAAGGAGACCCUACUGGUAACAGCCACAAGCCAAUAAAAUUGUCAUUGUUUGGCUACUACCUUGAGGGCAAAGGGUAAAAAAAUUCUUACAGUAACCCUUUCCAGGGCAUUACAGUUUCCCUUUUGCUUUUUUUUUUUUCCUGUCCCUCUUUGGAGGUGAACUGCAUUUAUCUGCUGUUAUUCGGUAGAUAAACAGGGUUUCAUUCUUGAAUGUUGUAUGUCCAAUGUAAUUUUUGCAAGCAAUAGGGACAUUUCAAACAAAACUAAAGCUGCUUUAUAGGUUUUUUUUGUUUACCAGUGGAUUUCCAGUGGACUUACCAGUGGAUUUUUGUUUACCAGUGGAUUACCAGUGGAUUUACCAGUGGAUUACCAGUGGAUUUUCCCAUGGAUUUCCUGUUGAACACUUCAUUUUUUUUUCCUGUUUGCAAGUUCAAAUUUGGUGUCAAAGGGCAGAACCCACAAAUAUCACUUCGGGCAGGUUUAAAGGCAGUUAUAUUUAAAUAAAAUUUAGUCAGAAAAACAUGAGUUGAAGGCCUGUUCCUUGAGAAAGGCCAUAAGCUAAAUUUAAAGUUGCCUCAUAUAAUUCAGAAAAUUACUUAUUCCUUAUUCCUUCUUUGUCUCUACUCCAAACUGGAGACUUGUGGUGACAAGCUGCUUGAAAAAAACUCCUGUGUAACCAAAUUCAGGUGGAAAAAUGGCCACAGGAUGAGGCCAAAA
Molecule: messenger RNA, 4649 nt
Organism: Columba livia (rock pigeon)
Lineage: Eukaryota; Metazoa; Chordata; Aves; Columbiformes; Columbidae
Gene: IFT57
Product: intraflagellar transport 57
Exons: 12
Coding region: 16-1254 (412 amino acids)
Biological process (GO): non-motile cilium assembly; intraciliary transport
Cellular component (GO): centrosome; Golgi apparatus; cilium
Source: RefSeq, a predicted model, not a curated record